This is a messenger RNA of Eutrema salsugineum, 3491 nucleotides long. RefSeq names its product probable disease resistance protein At1g58390. Gene Ontology annotation, biological process: defense response to other organism. NCBI's taxonomy places the organism in Eukaryota, Viridiplantae, Streptophyta, Magnoliopsida, Brassicales, Brassicaceae. Gene Ontology annotation, molecular function: ADP binding. The record is from RefSeq and is a predicted model, not a curated record.
AUGGCUGGGAAACUUUUGUCGUUUGGAGUACAAAAGCUUUGUGACGUACUGAGCCAAGAAUAUGCGCACUUUCAUGGAGUUGAUGAAGAAGUUACUGAACUCAAACGUGAACUUGACUUGUUAAGCUCUUUUCUGAAAGAUGCGAAUGUCAAGAAACAUACUAGUGCGGUGGUGAGAACAUUUUUGGAACAGAUCAAGGAAAUUAUUUAUGAUGCAGAAGAUAUAGUUGAUACCUUUCUUCUUAAAGAAAAAUUUGGAAAAACAAGUGGCAUCAAGAAGCGUAUCAGAAGACUUGCUUGUGUUUUUCCAGAUCGUCGGGAAAUUGCAUUAGAUAUUGAAGGCAUAAGUAAGACGAUCUCCAAGAUGAUUAGUGAUAUGCAAAGUUUUGGAAUACAGCAAAGUAUUGCUGAUGGCGGGUAUAUGCAACCUCUACAUGAUAGACAAAGAGAGAUGCGACAAGAAAUUGAUAGGGAACACGAAAGCAAUUUUGUGGGGGUGGAAGAAAAUGUUGAUAAGUUGCUUGGAUAUUUGGUGGAGGAUGAUAAUGUUCAAGUGGUUUCCAUGACUGGGAUGGGUGGUCUCGGAAAAACCACCCUUGCUAGACAAGCUUUUAAUCAUGAGAUGGUUAAACAUAAGUUUGAUAGACUAGCAUGGGUGUGUGUUUCACAAGAUUGUAAGCUGAAGAAUGUUUGGCAAACAAUCUUGCAGAAUCUCAAACCCGAAGAAGAAGAAAAGAAAAUACUGGAGAUGACAGAAUUUGCACUCCAUCGUGAACUCUUUGGACUGCUGGAAACAUCUAAAUCUUUAAUUGUCUUUGAUGACAUUUGGAAAGAAGAAGACUGGAGCGUAAUCAAGCGAAUAUUUCCACCCAAAAAAGGUUGGAAGGUGUUACUUACUUCUCGAAAUGAGAAUGUCGCAGGGCAUGGAGAUACAACAUAUAUCAACUUCAAACCGGGAUGCCUAACUAUUGAAGACAGUUGGACACUUUUCCAAAAAAUAGCAAUGCCAAGCAAAGAUGCAUCCAAUUUGAAGAAGGUUGAUGAGGAAAUGGAAGAGAUGGGUAAGCAAAUGAUCAAACAUUGUGGGGGAUUGCUUGUCAGAGUAUUAGGAGGCUUAUUGGCUACAAAACACACACUGUACGAUUGGGAACUAGUAUCUGAGAAUAUUCAAUCUCAUCUCAUGGGAAGAACUGAGUUCAAUGGUGACAACAACAGUUUAAUUUACCAUGUAUUGUCACUGAGCUUUGAAGAGCUGCCUAGUCAUUUAAAGCAUUGCUUCCUCUACUUGGCCCAUUUUCCAGAAGAUUAUGAAAUACGUGUGCAUGAACUCUCCUAUUACUGGGCUGCAGAAGAAAUACGCAGGUAUCACGAUAGAGAGACCAUUCGAGAUGUUGGAGAAAUGUAUAUAGAGGAGUUGGUGAGGAGAAAUAUGGUUAUUUCCCAAAGAGACGUGAAAACUCUGAGAUUUGAAACUUGUCAUUUGCAUGACAUGAUGAGAGAAAUUUGUUUGUCUAAAGCGAAAGAAGAGAACUUCCUACAAAUAGUCGGUAUCUGCUCCCAGACCCCACGCUCUUGUAGUACAUCUCGCAGAUUUGUGUCACAGCAUCCGACUACAUUAGAUGUUGAGAGAGAGAUAAAUAAUUCAAAGGUUCGAUCUCUCGUUGUUGUCUGCAAGGAUAACUAUAGCAGCGAAUGGAAGCCAUCAAGUUUAAGCUUUACGAAGUUACAACUGCUGAGGGUAUUAAAUCUCACUGCAGCCAGAUUUGAAGGAAAGAAGUUACCUUAUAGCAUUGGAAAGCUCAUCCAUUUAAGAUAUCUGAAUUUAAAAAAUGCAUAUAUCACUCAUCUACCAUCUUCUCUACAAAAUCUGAAGCUGAUGCUCUAUUUGAAUCUAUGUGUAGAGAGCUGGGCAUCUCCAGUAUAUGUGCCCAAUGUCUUAAAAGAGAUGCGGGAAUUGAGAUACCUUGAAUUACCAAGAAAUAUGAAAAAGAAGUCAAAGUUGGAAUUGAGGAAUCUAGAGAAAUUGGAGACCUUGAAGCAUUUCUCAACGGAGAAUAGCAGUGUAGAGGAUCUAAGUGGUAUGUACAGGUUGAGGACUCUCGAAAUCGAUUUAAAUGAGAGGACAAGUAUAGAAGCUCUGUCGGCAUCAAUAGGUGGACUGAGACACCUGGAAGAUCUUGAUAUAUAUGAUAGUGCGUCGAUUGACAAGAGGAAGAAAGAAAAGGGAUUUGUUAUUGAGGCCGUUCGUCUCAAACAUCUGUCUUUAGAGAUAUAUAUGCCAAGCGUACCUAAACCCUUGCCUUCUCACCUUACAACCAUAUCUCUUCAGGAUUGUUGUUUGGAAGAGGAUCCAAUGCCGAUUCUAGAAAAGUUACCCCAAUUGAAAGAGGUUUGUUUAUGGACGAAUAGUUUCAGUGGGAGGAGAAUGGUUUGCUCAGCUGGUGGGUUUCCUCAAUUGCAGAAGCUUGAGUUUGGUGGAUUAGAAGAGUGGGAAGAGUGGAUAGUAGAAGAAGGCUCCAUGCCCCUUCUUCAUUCUUUGACGAUUAUUAGCUGUACGAAGUUAGAAGAGUGGAUAGUAGAAGAAGGCUCCAUGCCCCUUCUUCAUACUUUGAUGAUUGAAGGAUGUAGUUUGAAAGAGGAUCCGAUGCCGAUUUUAGAGAAGUUACCCCAAUUGAAAGAGGUUAAAUUAGAUAAUGAAUCUUUCAGUGGGAGGAGAAUGGUUUGCUCGGCCGGUGGGUUUCCUCAAUUGCAGAAGCUUCGGUUCGAUGGAUUAGAAGAGUGGGAAGAGUGGAUAGUAGAAGAAGGCUCCAUGCCCCUUCUUCAUACUUUGAAGAUUAAAGGAUGUAGUUUGAAGGAUCCGAUGCAGAUUUUAGAGAAGUUACCCCAAUUGAAAGAGGUUAUAUUAGAUAAUAAAUCUUUCAGUGGGAGGAUAAUGGUUUGCUCGGCCGGUGGGUUUCCUCAAUUGCAGAAGCUUAAGUUUGCUGGAUUAGAAGAGUGGGAAGAGUGGAUAGUAGAAGAAGGCUCCAUGCCCGUUCUUUAUAGUUUGGUGAUUAAAGACUGUAAGAAGUUUAAAGAGCUUCCUGAUGGGUUACGAUUCAUCACUUCCUUGAAGAAUCUGAAGAUUGAAUAUAUGGGAGAGGAAUGGAAGGAGAGACUGUCGGAAGGAGGAGAAGAUUAUUACAAAAUCCAACACAUCCCUUCUGUUACAUUCGGAAACGAAUGAUUGAGAAUGAGGCUUUCAGAAUUACAGUACAGACAGACGUACCAGACGAAUCUCUUCCCAGGCGAAUCACUCUUAUCAAACUGGUCAUCUGCCUUUUGCAUUUGUUGUUUUCUCAGUUUACAUAAUCAGACUUACAAUUUCUAUUAUUUAUGUUUGCUGGUUUGACUGAUCAUUCGAUCUCAACCUUUUAUCACUCUCUUCACUCAUUCUUAAUUACUGUUGUGUUGGAUCGUGCACUGAUUAUUAUUGUGGUUUUUUUUUAUAUUAUU